AGUUCAACGUGAGGUGGUCGAUUUUGUGCCUGGAUUAGAUUAGUAGCAAAAAGUGGAAUAACGUGUUUUCAAAGUUCGGUAAAGAAUUAACGCAACCGCACAGUGAAGUGUGUUUUCGAAAUUCAAUAUAAAAUGAUCGCUCAAUUCAUGAUGGAUCUCAAAACAGAUCAUCGCACAAGUCCAUCCCUAUACUUCCCACAUUCUCCGAAAAUGCCCGAAACCUGCCGUCCAGAUUCGACCGAUUCUGGAGUUUUGGAUUUAUCUAAACGGCGCGAUUCAUUAGAAACUCGCAAAACUCCGUCGCCAUACGCCAGUUUUAGCGAAGAAGGCUCCCCAACGAUGCAAAGAUCUCCACAUAAUGCCAGCAACGCUCUUCUGAUGAACUAUCAUGCAUCCAUUCAUCAUCCUCACCAUGGGCUAACAUUGAAAGCUCAGAUACCUUACGAAUCUCCGAACCAUAUGGAUCAUAACAGACAUCCUACUGGAUUCCAUUCUACCCAUGCGCUGCAUUUGCCUCAACAUCCCAUUAUUCCAAAGCAGGAAAAUGUGCCUCAACGUCCAGAGCUGUCACCCUAUUUACUACGAGCCGACGCUCUUCAACAACGGCCCCAGUUCCACCCAAGUCCAAUUCAUGCAUCACGCGAACACGAUUCCCUCUCUGAAUCUGGCUCCGAGGGACACAUCUCCAGUGGCUUGAAGCUGCAUCAAAUCAAUCAAUCCAACGAACCUGCCUCUAACGGAAAAUAUCCAAUGGUAGUUGGCCGCGAUGGCAAACUGGCGCGCCCUUUCAAAGCCUAUCCGCGAGAUCCGCUCAGUCUAGCAGCCGGCUUCAUGGCCAGUGACACCCUAUUGGAUGCCAAUUCAGCUGAAAAGUACAACAUGUUCCGCAAACGGAUGCUAGAGCAGAUUCACGCCGCUAACGGCGGUCAGCCAACAAUCUCGAACCCGAAGAUGCGUCGCCUAAACAAAUCCCUCAGCGACACGUCGGAAACAGAAAGCGUAUCGGACAAAAUGCCGGAACCGUCAUCCAUGCCGCCAAAUGCCACACCCACCGAGCAGCACCCCGGCAGCGACGCCGACGGCAACAACAGCAGCAAUGGCGGACCAAAUGGAAUGGCAACCAAAGACUCCGCCUACUACGAGCGGCGUAAGAAAAAUAACGCCGCUGCAAAGAAAUCGCGCGAUCGAAGGCGAAUCAAAGAGGACGAAAUUGCCAUCCGGGCAGCUUUCCUGGAGCGCGAAAACAUUGAGCUGAAAUUUGAGCUGGCCGCUGCGCGGAAGCAACUGGCGCUUUACGGCGUGGUGGCGGGCGGGUCGCCGUGAGAUUGACCUCCAGCCAUCAAGUAUGACGAACGGUGUGUAAAUAGGGUGUAAAGUUCCUUUGUCCGAGCCGACGAUUCCUAAGCUUAGUGUGGAUAAGUUUGAUCUCUGAAUAAGACUGUAUAGACGACUGAAAGACUGAUUGAUUAUUUUAUAAGGCUAUAGAAUUAAAUAAAAA
Molecule: messenger RNA, 1498 nt
Organism: Armigeres subalbatus
Lineage: Eukaryota; Metazoa; Arthropoda; Insecta; Diptera; Culicidae
Gene: gt
Product: protein giant
Exons: 2
Coding region: 133-1323 (396 amino acids)
Biological process (GO): regulation of transcription by RNA polymerase II
Cellular component (GO): nucleus
Molecular function (GO): DNA-binding transcription factor activity, RNA polymerase II-specific; RNA polymerase II cis-regulatory region sequence-specific DNA binding
Source: RefSeq, a predicted model, not a curated record